Molecule: messenger RNA, 500 nt
Organism: Cyprinodon tularosa
Lineage: Eukaryota; Metazoa; Chordata; Actinopteri; Cyprinodontiformes; Cyprinodontidae
Gene: rbp2a
Product: retinol binding protein 2a, cellular
Exons: 4
Coding region: 85-492 (135 amino acids)
Biological process (GO): fatty acid transport
Cellular component (GO): cytosol; nucleus
Molecular function (GO): fatty acid binding
Source: RefSeq, a predicted model, not a curated record
GGCUGGGCCCUUGAGUGCUCUCCCUUCACUGGAAAAACAAACCCUAAGGCAGGCUGCUAUACUCUUUCACACACUGCUGAAAAAAUGCCGGCAGACUACAAUGGGAGCUGGGAGAUGGUGAAAAAUGAGAACUUCGAGGAUGUCAUGAAGGCUCUUGACAUUGACUUCGCCACCAGGAAGAUCGCUGUCCACCUGCACCAGACUAAAGUGAUCGUGCAGAACGGGGACAAAUUUGAAACCAAGACCCUGAGUACCUUCAGAAACUACGAGGUCAACUUCACCGUGGGGGAGGAGUUCGAGGAGUACACAAAGGGCCUGGACAACAGGACUGUAAAGAGCCUGGUUACCUGGGAUGGAGACAAGCUGGUCUGUGUCCAGAAGGGGGAGAAAGAAAACCGUGGCUGGAAGCAGUGGAUUGAAGGAGACCUGCUGCACCUGGAAAUCACGGCCCUCGACAAAGUCUGCCACCAAGUGUUCAAGAAAAAAGUGUAAAAUGUGGA